AUGGGUUGGCCCAAAGACUGCAGCGAGCUUGUCUCUGGCAGCCCCAGUGGCAUCUACAUAAUCCAGCCAAAAGGACUCCACCCCAUCAUGGUGUACUGUGAAAUGAAUGUGACAAAUGGGGGUUGGACGGUCAUCCAGAGGAACCAGAAAGACACAGCUGUCACCUGGGCUGAGUCCUGGAGCACCUAUAAAUACGGCUUUGGGAACGUGCGCAGUGAGUACUGGCUGGGCACCGAGUACAUCCAUCAGAUCACCAAGCAGAAGGUCUACCAGGUCAGAUUUGUCAUCUGGGAUGCCUCAAACAACAUCAAAUUUGCAGACUACAACCUGUUCAGUCUGGAUGAUGAGUCCCAUGGCUACCGGCUGAGGCUGGGCUCCUACACAGGGACAGCAGGAGAUGCCAUGGACUCAGACAAUCCCAGUAAUGUGCACAACAACAUGAAAUUCUCCACAAAAGACAUGGAUCAAGACACUUCAAGAAAGAACUGUGCAUCCCACUCUGGGGGUGGGUGGUGGUACUCGGCAUGUUAUUCUGUACGGCUGAAUUUCAAGGGUGGCAUGACAUGGGGUAGCCUGUGUAAAGGGGACUGCAAAUCUUCCCUUAUCCUCAUCAAACCAGCUCCUUACCACUAGCAUUCUUCUGCACUGGACAUGGCCAUAUCAGUGCUCUGCUGGGCCACUCUUUAUUGGCUGGGGGGCUGGGGGUGAAUAGGGGUGUUCCAGCAUAUCAAAAGCUCAUUUCUUUUCCUCUUCUCCUGAAAAGUACUGAUGUUUCCUGCUUUAUCUAUGGCCUGUCACCUGUGAUGCAUUUUUAGGAUCAUUAGUAGAAUAAGACUUUAUAAACAGUUCAGUUUCCAAGUAUGCUGCUUCUGGGGAGAAAACUGUGCUAAAACCGUCCUGAUCCAGCAAGGGCUCAUUCUCUUUCUCCUUUGAAGUUAGACAUGAUGACCACUGACUUAAGCAGAAAAAUAUCAUUCAUUACUCAGUAACCUGUCCUAAGGUGCUCUGAGGCCAGGCAGGCCAUACAUCUGCUGUAGCCUGUGUUCAUCUUGCAGAAUAAAAUUGUUUUCAGAACCUGCACAGACAUGUGAAAAUGUCCUUCAUCUGAUGCCUGCUUCUGCCAGGAGGCUCCUGGUGCAGUAAGAAAGCAAAAGGGAAAUUUUUCACAAGAUUCAAAUGGGGAAUUAAAAAUAAAACUUGCACUUAAGAGAGCUGAGUUUCAAGGUAUGGAUCUUUCAAAAAGGGGAUGCAGUACCACAUGGCCAACAGCUAGAGGUGAGGGUAGGAGGAAGCACCAUCUCAGUUCAGCCAUACCCAUGUUGACCUGGAGACCUAAACAGGGCUGCCAGGCCAGCAUCAUCUUGCCUUGUAAGGUUUGUAAAUGAUGGUCCUGACAAAUGAAGACGGAGAACUGGUAACAACAGAUGUGGAGAGAAGGCAGAGGUACUUAACUU
Molecule: messenger RNA, 1454 nt
Organism: Cygnus olor (mute swan)
Lineage: Eukaryota; Metazoa; Chordata; Aves; Anseriformes; Anatidae
Product: fibrinogen-like protein 1-like protein
Exons: 2
Coding region: 1-633 (210 amino acids)
Source: RefSeq, a predicted model, not a curated record